This is a messenger RNA of Punica granatum (pomegranate), 1083 nucleotides long. NCBI's taxonomy places the organism in Eukaryota, Viridiplantae, Streptophyta, Magnoliopsida, Myrtales, Lythraceae. The record is from RefSeq and is a predicted model, not a curated record.
AAAAAAAGGAAAAACAAAAAUACCGCGCUGCCACUACGAGUCCACUGCCAUAUCCAAACGGAUAACACACAGCAGACCGAGCUCAAGUCCGGUGAGGCCCUCCAAUGGCCGCUCUCUCAAUCGGCAUCGCCGCCACAAUUCCUUCCACAACCGCCACCUCGAGGUCUGCACCGGCCCGCCUCAGGCCCAGGAUACAGUGCGUCGGUUGGGAUCCGGAAGGCUUGUUAGGGCAGCCGCAGACGGGCCACAUCGCCCGGCGAGAGUUCCAGAGGCGGCUCGAGAGGGAUGCAGAUGCCCGGGAGGCGUUCGAGCGCCAUGUCCAGGAGGAGAAGGAGCGUCGCCGUGCUCUUCGAGAGUCCCGUGUGGAACCAGAUACUCCAGCAGAGCUGAUCGAGUACUUUCUCGACACAGAAGCACAAGAAAUCGAGUAUGAGAUUGCACGAAUGAGGCUGAGAUUGAAUGAAGAAUUCUUUUCGCACUUAAAAUUUGAAUUGGGCCAACUUCGGUUCGCUGUCAACAAGACUGAGGAUAUGGAGGACAGAUUGAUCGAGCUGGAAGCACUUCAGAAAGCUCUGCUCGAAGGAACAGAGGCAUAUGACAAAUUGCAGACAGACCUCAUGAAAGCUAAACAAAGCCUAACAAAGAUUUUGACAUCGAAGAAUGUCAAAUCUACGUUGCUGGAGAUGGUGGAGAAGAAUGAGCUCAACCGAUCAUUGUUGGCACUUCUUGAUGAAAAUAUAGUAAAUGCACACAGGGGGAAACAGAAACAAGCAGCAGAAUACAUGGAAAAGGUCCGUGCGGCUGUUCUCAAGUACAUUACAGUUUAGUCUAUUUAUAGAGCGGUGUGUACCAUAGCCAGCCCCUAUGAGGAUUCCGGGUGAGUUCAGCCCGCCUUACUGGUAGGUAGACAUCUAUCCGCAGAGAAAUUUUUGUAACUAGUCAUAAACUGUACCUCAUGCAUGGAACGUCGUUCUCUUGAUGUAUCACUAAUGAAAUCCGAAUACUCAUUAAGGUAAAUGUGAGCUUGCGCCCAAAUCUUCGGAUCAGAUAAGUUCCAGUGUUAAUCAACUGAGUUAAAGAGCA